Messenger RNA from Sipha flava (yellow sugarcane aphid), 678 nucleotides. Its product is annotated as zinc finger BED domain-containing protein 1-like. The record is from RefSeq and is a predicted model, not a curated record. Gene Ontology annotation, molecular function: DNA binding. The coding region runs from base 43 to 678 and encodes 211 amino acids. Lineage: Eukaryota; Metazoa; Arthropoda; Insecta; Hemiptera; Aphididae. The transcript has 2 exons.
AAAAGCGAUGAAUGGAAUCAUUAUUCGGUUAUUAAUAGUGGAAUGGCUAAAUGUUCGUAUUGUUCAAAUUCGGUGUCUUAUAAAGGCGGAUCAACUACAAACUUAAGUAAACACUUAAAACGAAAACACAUAAUUCAAUAUGAAAGUAGAAAACAUCCGCGUAUUAAUGAAAUGAUUGAACAAAAUGUUGAUGAACCAAGUAAGCAAAAUACACCCGAAACAAAUAAUGAUCAAAACCAACCUUCUACAUCAAUCAAUGCAAUUAAUAUCAUAAAUAAAUCUCGUCCCAUACAAAAAAGUGUAGAUUCGUAUUUUAUUAACAAUAAACCACUUUCUGUUUCAACACAAAAAACAAUUGAUGAACAGCUAGGAGUUAUGAUUUCAAAAGAAUUCCAACUUUUCAGUUUAGUUGAAAAUGUUGAAUUUAAAAAAUGCAUAUAUUUAUUAAAUCCUAGGUAUCAGUUACCAUCGAGGAAAACUGUUUCGAAAUCUAUUUUACCACAGUUGUAUGAGAAAACAAGAGAAAAAGUUAGAAAUAAUUUAUUAAAUGCCAAAUAUAUUUCAUUUACAACUGAUGGCUGGACUUCCAUAAAUAAUGAUAGUUUUAUUGCUGUCACUGUAAAUUUUAUCGAUCCAGAAGAGUGUGUUUUAAAAAACAUUUUUACUUGGAUGUUUUAA